Molecule: messenger RNA, 748 nt
Organism: Daktulosphaira vitifoliae (grape phylloxera)
Lineage: Eukaryota; Metazoa; Arthropoda; Insecta; Hemiptera; Phylloxeridae
Product: cytochrome c-like
Exons: 4
Coding region: 190-504 (104 amino acids)
Biological process (GO): mitochondrial electron transport, cytochrome c to oxygen; mitochondrial electron transport, ubiquinol to cytochrome c
Cellular component (GO): mitochondrial intermembrane space
Molecular function (GO): heme binding; electron transfer activity
Source: RefSeq, a predicted model, not a curated record
UCCCUACCAUAUAAUUAGAACAAUUUGUAUGAUUUGCAGUCGCCCAAUAAAAAUUUUGCAGUAUCAAGAUUUCUUUUCAUAUCAAGCUCCGGCGGUCAUACACCUAUAUUCGUGUUUUAUCGAAUAAUUGGUAGUACAACUUUAUUUUUUUUUAGCUCAAGGCAUUUUUAUUUAAAGCCAAAUUUUAAAAUGGGUGACGCAGAUAAAGGAGAAGCUGUUUUCAAAACCAAGUGCUCUCAAUGCCACACGGUUGAAGUAGGUGGUAAACACAAAGUAGGACCUAACCUACAUGGGCUAUUUGGUCGUAAGACAGGCCAAGCAGUUGGUUUUACAUAUACUGAUGCAAAUCGACAAAAAGGAAUCACUUGGAGUGAGCAAACCUUAUUCGAGUAUUUAGAAAACCCAAAGAAAUAUAUUCCUGGAACCAAAAUGGUGUUUGCUGGCAUUAAAAAAGAAGCAGAAAGAAAAAAUGUCAUAGCUUACUUGAAAAAAGCCACUGCGUAAUAUCAGUAUUAAUAAAAAUCUGCAGACUAAAUGAUAUGUAAUAGAUAAAUCUUUAAGUUAAAGAAAACUUGUUAUUUUAUUGUUGUUACUGUCCUAAGUGAUAUGCCUAUCUUUAUUGUACUUGUACAAUAUCUAAAUUAAGACAUUACCUGUUUAGUUAAUUUAUUAUGUACAUUGAUGUAGUGGCUUAUUGUUUUAGUUUUUAAUUUGUGAAAUUAUAAUAUAAAAUCAAGGUUAACUUAAA